Messenger RNA from Xyrauchen texanus (razorback sucker), 2871 nucleotides. RefSeq names its product transmembrane protein 184C-like. NCBI's taxonomy places the organism in Eukaryota, Metazoa, Chordata, Actinopteri, Cypriniformes, Catostomidae. Gene Ontology annotation, biological process: transport. Gene Ontology annotation, molecular function: transporter activity. The coding region runs from base 430 to 1773 and encodes 447 amino acids. The record is from RefSeq and is a predicted model, not a curated record. The transcript has 10 exons.
AGGCGAAGAACCCACAUAAUGACGACAAGAUGAACAGAAAGUUCCAACCAGCUUUGUUUAUUAUCUUUUAGUCCUUACACUUUUGUACUCUGGAAAGUUGUGUGCGGUUGACGUAAUGACUUUGCAAAACUUGUCGUUAAAUAGGACUGCACGCUGCAAUGAAUGUAUUUGUGAGCGGAAAGCAUGAGGAGGUCACUGUGUGUACAGUGAAUCAGCUGAUUGUUUUCCGCGGAAAACCUAGCUCAUGAUACUUCUAGAUCUUGAUCAUGUUUUUACGGAUCACAUGCAUCUAAACCAAACCACAGGAGUAGAACUACCGAUGACUUAACGCGGCAUUGACAGGCUCAGAUUUAUUCAGCGAGGAAACUGGUUCCUUCUUUCUGAAAUCCUAUUUGACUGUAAUGUAAACGUUCAGUAUCAACUGUAAAGAUGCCGUGCACAUGUGGGAACUGGAGAAGGUGGAUUCGACCGCUGGUGGUGCUUCUUUACAUUUUGCUCCUGUUGGUUGUGCUUCCACUUUGUAUAUGGGAACUUCAAAAAUCCGAGUUUGGUACUCAUAAUAAGGCAUGGUUCAUUGCUGGGAUUUUUGUAUUCAUGACAAUACCUAUUUCACUGUGGGGGAUACUGCAGCAUCUAGUACACUACACCCAACCUGAGCUACAAAAGCCUAUUAUCAGAAUAUUAUGGAUGGUUCCUAUUUACAGCUUGGAUAGUUGGAUUGCAUUGAAGUAUCCCAGCAUUGCCAUUUAUGUAGACACGUGUAGAGAGUGCUAUGAGGCCUUUGUCAUCUACAACUUCAUGAUCUUUCUGCUCAAAUAUCUGGGGAACCAGUAUCCCAGUUUGGUACUGAUGCUGGAGGUGCAGGAGCAGCAAAAGCAUCUCCCCCCUCUCUGCUGCUGCCCACCAUGGCCAAUGGGAGAAGUGCUUUUGCUGAGAUGUAAACUGGGAGUUCUACAGUACACUGUUGUGAGGCCGGUCACCACAGUCAUUGCUUUAAUUUGCCAGCUUUGUGGUGUCUAUGAUGAAGGCAACUUCAGCUCUAAGAAUGCCUGGACGUACCUGGUUAUCGUCAAUAAUGUCUCUCAGCUUUUUGCCAUGUACUGUCUUGUGCUGUUCUACAAAGCGCUACGAGAUGAGCUGAGCCCUAUCAAACCAGUGGGCAAAUUCCUCUGUGUCAAGCUGGUGGUCUUUGUAUCAUUUUGGCAAGCAGUGUUCAUUGCACUCUUAGUGAAGGCAGGUGUGAUCUCAAACACUCACAUCUGGGACUGGGAUAGUGUGGAGGCUGUAGCCACUGGAUUACAGGACUUUAUCAUCUGUGUGGAGAUGUUUUUGGCAGCCAUUGCCCACCACUUCAGCUUUACUUACAAGCCCUACAUCCAGGAAGCAGAGGAAGGUUCCUGCUUUGAUUCCUUCCUGGCCAUGUGGGAUAUCUCUGAUAUACGGGCAGACAUCUCAGAGCAAGUGCGCAAUGUUGGGAGAACGGUCAUGGGUCGGCCAAAGAAAACAUAUUUCGGCGAAGAGGUUUACCAGGAUGAGAACACUGGACUUCUUUCAGAUGGUUUGCAGGACCCUAGUGCUGAAGCCUUCUCCACCCCUCCAUCCCCCAAGGGCCGUUACCAAGGCAUGGGGCAAACUGUAACCCCUCACUCCAUCUCCGCUCCUGCCAGCCUCAGCUGUGCACCGUGGGAGGGAGUUAUUGAUGACAUUUCUCCUACGGUGCUAUCCGGCAAUUAUAACGAUCAACAGUUUUCAGAUUACGCUGCUAUCACUUAGCAUGCCAUCUGUGGCGGCUACCAAAGCUAUUAAAGUUGAAGCACAUUGGUAUAAUGUGUAUUAGCUACUGUGUUGAAUUUGAAACCACUGUUAACUAUGGGUACUUGUAUGAAUUAUGUACCUGUAUUUAAUAUGUGUUCAGAGAGAUUUAGUGAAGCUUUGGUAGCAAGAACAUAUUUGAAGGACAUGGGGCAGGUAACAGGUUAGGUCCUCUGUUUAUAUCUCCUUUCUGCAUUAUUCUGCUGAACAACAUGAUCUAAACUGACCAAAGAGCCAAGCACACAGUUAUUUGUCAUUACAUGAAUACCAGUUUUAAUCAUUCACAUAACCAGUUGUCCAAGACAGCUCUAGGACUGUUUAUUCAAAGUGAGAAACACUAAAUGUUGAUGACACUAUUUCAAAAUGUGAUUGAUGUUCUCUUGGACUUUGUUAGCUAGUAGUUUUAAUAUUUUCAUUUUAACAUUGGUUUUACUUUCAAACAAUUGUUAAGUGAUGUUUGUGGAGCAAAACCUUGCCAUAAUGCAGAGAACAUAGCAUGGGCUCUAAAGCCCAUGAUGCUUAAGCAUCCAUAUCUCUUCGCUUCAAAGAAUAGCAACUACUCCUGAACAGCUUGCCUUCGGUACAGCUUCAUAUACAUGCACCGAAGUGUAUCUUUCAUUUGUUCAAGUCCAAAAUUAUUUGAAAGUAAAAGCAUUUAUAUUUUUGGUAGUUUUAUCAACGGCAAAGAAAAAGUCUAAAAUGUAAUUAACCUAAUGAAAUAGUUAAUCAAAAAUAAAAAUUCUAUCAUCAUUUACCCAGUAUCAUGCCAUCCCAGAUCUGUAUGACUUUCUUCUGCAGAACGCAAAGAUUUUUAGAAGAAUAUUUCAGCUCUGUAGGUCCAUACAAUGCCAAAGUGGACCAACACUUCUUAAAUUUGUUUUAGGCUCACAUUGGGAAAUGUUGUCUUUUUCCAUUUAAGAAAUUGUCUUUCUUUUUUUUUUAGUUUGUGAACAUUGUGUUGUCAUGAUGCUUAUAUUUGCACUCAGUUAAUACUUAAGUUGCACACAAGCUGUUAAUGUUAUAUAUAUAUAUACACACAGUGCAUCCGGAAAGUAUUCA